AUGAGGCUCAUCAUACCUUUUGCUCUAUUUUUGGCUUCAAAAUCCCUUGGACAAGAUCCUGGCUUGCCCGUUGCCAAUCCCACCAUAUCCUACUGGCAACUUCCUCCGUUGGAGGGAGUUGCAGAUCAUCAGUCCGAGCAUCUACCAACGGACGUGGAUGUUGUCAUUAUAGGCUCGGGCAUGUCAGGUACAAGCAUUGCCUGGCAUCUUCUGAAGGAGAACAACAGUACUACGCCGCUGAGGGUUGCCAUGAUCGAAGCUCGCCAGGCUUGCUCCGGUGCCACAGGAAGAAACGGCGGUCAUAUCAGACCGUCUUCUUACGCCGAGUAUGCUGGCGCUAAGUCGACAGUAUCACAGUCGGAAGCAGCCAAGAUCAUUAGGCUUCGCUCUGCCCACGUGAACGCCCUCAUCUCUGCGGCCAACUCUCUUCCAGAAGAGGGGAGAUUAGCUGCAGAAGCUCGUGUUGUGGAUAGUAUCGACGCCUUUUUCGACGAGCAGAGAUGGAAGACAGCUGUUGAUCAGGUCAAGGCCCUAAAAGAGGAGGUUCCAGACGUUAGAGAUGAAUGGGCUAUCUUUGAGAGUGAAGAAGCUCGCAAUAUAUCACUUCUCCCUGAGACUGUCGGAAUUCUUACCGGAACUCCGAAGAUGGCUGGUGCAAUUUGGCCGUAUCGCUUCAUCACCCAUGCGCUGAAAUCACUUCUGGGUAUCUACCCCGGCUUUACUCUGGACACUGACACAGCUGCCUUGAACAUUUCUACCACCGCCGAAGCAGCCGAUCCCUUCAACUUUGAGGUGCACACUUCCAGAGGAAGUAUUCGGACCAAGCACGUGGUUUAUGCGACCAACGCUUGGACACCACACCUUGUUCCCGGCUUACAAGGCGCCAUUCGCGGAGGCCGGCUGCACAUGAGUGAGUGCCCAACUUGGAGGCAUUUAGCCACAGGACGUGCCUGGUCUCUGUAUCGGAAUGGCUUGGAUUACAUUGUCCAGAUGCCCCGGAACGGAGAACUCAUGUUUGGCGCCGAUAUUGACGGAGACGACGCGAAUGCCAACACUUACGACGACAGCCGUCCUCCCCUUCACCUGUCUGCCUCAUAUCUCAACGGGGCUCUCCCAAACCACUUUGGGUACGACACUUGGGGUUCUGAGAGAACUGAUUUUCCACCGCCCUCGGACACAAGGGUCUGGAAUGGUCGCACGAAGCGCGUGUGGGUCGGCAUUGAAGGGGGAUCAUUCGACUCUAGACCAUUUGUAGGUCGUAUCCCUCAGUCUAUCACUGGUCGAUCCGUGAAGAGCGCUUCAGUUGGGGGCGAGUGGGUGUCUGCGUCGUUUGACGGGGAAGGGAUGUGUUUUUGUUGGAAUAGGCCUACAUUAGGCAGCAGGAGGUUGCUGCCGCGGUCCGUUCCAGCCACGGUGGUCCGUGUGGCUCAGCCACACGAGGGUGGUAUACCCCAGACUUCCUGCCGCCGCUGGCACCUGGUUAGACUUCCACAGAAGAACAACAAGAACAAGCAAUAUCACCACUACAGUCGGUGA
Molecule: messenger RNA, 1536 nt
Organism: Colletotrichum phormii
Lineage: Eukaryota; Fungi; Ascomycota; Sordariomycetes; Glomerellales; Glomerellaceae
Product: FAD dependent oxidoreductase-domain-containing protein
Exons: 3
Coding region: 1-1536 (511 amino acids)
Cellular component (GO): cytoplasm
Molecular function (GO): oxidoreductase activity
Source: RefSeq, a predicted model, not a curated record